Phytophthora sojae is the source of this 969-nucleotide messenger RNA. RefSeq lists its product as hypothetical. The transcript is spliced from 3 exons. Bases 1 to 969 code for a protein of 322 amino acids. NCBI's taxonomy places the organism in Eukaryota, Oomycota, Peronosporomycetes, Peronosporales, Peronosporaceae. The record is from RefSeq and is a predicted model, not a curated record.
AUGAAUCUGACAGCCACGACGGACCCUGCUCAAGUUGUGAUCUGUCCUGCUGGAAUCGACGGCGUACGGAUCAGCAACAACCUCGUUUCGGAUGAAGUUGCGAUGAAAUUCAAGGCUGAGGUGGCAGUGCUGGAGAAUGCGCCGGACGAAGAGAAGGACUGGCAUCCUCGCUCGGAGGAUAAAGUGCUUGACCUGGUGCAUCCGUCGCUCUUCUGCUGUGUGUUCGGGCAAACGUUGAAGGCCUCUAGUGCGCCGGAACCAGCGUCGUCAAGCUCGCCUGUGGAGCAAAUGCAGCGCUUGAUGUUCACUGGAUCGGAGGCUGUUGAGAAGCCUCAGGCUUGUAACACGGAUUAUCAAUGUAUCCCGACGGAUUUCCAAGUCGCUGACGCAGGUGAGCCUGGAGAAGAUGGAUAUGUUCCAGUGCGAGUGUUAUCGUACAUCAAUAACUUGCAUCCAGCGCAACAUGCGGCUUUGUACGACUCCAUUGGGAAGAUUUUCGCUGAGAGGGUCGUAGGGACUGGCAUCUACUACUUCGGCUGCGAGAACAUCAAGAACUCCCGCCUGGCCUUUCGAGCCGAAGUGAAGGAGCCAUACUGUCAGUAUAACGACCACAACGGGGCUGGAGAGAUCUACGGUCUCAUCAGCACCGAACUACUCGUCCAAUUGCAAGGCACCAAGUGCAGCCGUUCAAGCUCAAAGACUCAACGAAGCCUGGCGUUCUUCCUCGUUCAUCCAAAGACCCCCAUCCCUUCGACUUCCGUUAUCCCGCCGCAGCAAGAGGAAUGGCUGGAGGCGGCCGUGGAUUUCGUAGUCGUUGAUGGAGUGAAGCAGAAUAUCCGAUCGAUGCUGCCCAGAGGGAUGACGCUAGAAGAAGCGAGACAGCAUCGACUGGAGCUCAUGAAGGAGCGCGCUGUGCCUGAGCCUGAUGAAUACGAAAAGCUCAACGACCCUCGCUAUUUCUCGUUGUGA